Uranotaenia lowii is the source of this 1215-nucleotide messenger RNA. Its product is annotated as probable pseudouridine-5'-phosphatase. The transcript has 5 exons. NCBI's taxonomy places the organism in Eukaryota, Metazoa, Arthropoda, Insecta, Diptera, Culicidae. The record is from RefSeq and is a predicted model, not a curated record. Bases 172 to 915 code for a protein of 247 amino acids. Gene Ontology annotation, molecular function: phosphatase activity.
UAUGCAGCUUUUCUUAUCAAAAAAGCGCCGUGGUUUUGUGAUUGCAGUUUAUUAUCAAAAACUUUUUGCGUUUUCCCUCAAUAAAUCAAACACGAACCGGCAAGUUUGUGUUAUCAAUUGCAUUGGUGAUAUUUGGAAUAAGAUUUACGGAAAUCAAAGAGCUAGGCCACCAUGAGCCGUCUGUUUAGUACUGGUUCGAUUCUCGGCGCGGGUGGAAGCUCCAAAAUGGCUAGCAACUUCCGGAAAGUGACACACUGCAUCUUCGACAUGGAUGGGCUGCUGCUGGACACGGAGAAAAUCUACGAGAGAAUCCUCGGCGAUCUGAUCAAAUCGUACAACUCGACCUACCCAUGGGCAACCCGCAUGAAGGUCUUGGGUACGACGGAACAGAGAACCGUAUCGAUCAUAGUAAACGAUCUGAAGCUGUCCUGUACAGUGGAUGAGUUCUUGAAAAAGUUUCGCCAGAAACAGCUAGUGGAACUCGGCGGUGCUCCUCUUAUGAGAGGCGCGGAAAAACUGAUCCGACAUCUGCACGAGAACAACAUUCCCAUUGCGGUGGCUACGAGUUCCGGAGCCGAUUCCGUAGAAGUUAAAACUAAAAACCACCAAGAUAUCUUCAACCUCUUCCACCACAAAGUUAUGGGAUCGUCGGACGCCGAAGUAAAGGAGGGCAAACCGGCUCCGGACAUUUUCCUAGUAGCCGCCUCCCGCUUCCCCGACAAACCCAACCCAGAUCAGUGCCUUGUCUUCGAGGAUGCACCCAAUGGAGUGACGGCCGGUGUGGCCGCCGGCAUGCAGGUGGUUAUGGUUCCCGAUCCGCACAUCGAAGAAGAUCGACGGAAACAAGCUACGGUGGUGCUCGAAUCGUUGGAACAUUUCAAACCGGAAAUGUUUGGACUUCCUGCCUUCAAAUAGUUUCGGCCCCCAGCUAUUACCUCUUCGUUUGCCGGUAUUCUACUCUUACAGUCACACACACCUAAAUCGCUCCCCUCCGCUAGAAAAGCUUUAUCCGUUUCCGUCAUUGGGCGUGAGCAAGUUUACGACAGUCCGGUCCCGGAUGUUGGGGAUGAACGAGCAAAACAGAGAGAAAGGGACAAAGAUGAAGAACUAUGCACGUGGUCGCUGCGUGUUUUAAGGUAGGCACAGAAUCUAUUGCUAUUUUUCGUACAAAUACCUUGCUGCUAAUGAGAAUAUAGAUUUAAUGUAUUUUAAGUA